Scleropages formosus (Asian bonytongue) is the source of this 1964-nucleotide messenger RNA. Its product is annotated as 1-acyl-sn-glycerol-3-phosphate acyltransferase alpha-like. Lineage: Eukaryota; Metazoa; Chordata; Actinopteri; Osteoglossiformes; Osteoglossidae. The record is from RefSeq and is a predicted model, not a curated record. The coding region runs from base 546 to 1358 and encodes 270 amino acids. Gene Ontology annotation, biological process: phosphatidic acid biosynthetic process. Gene Ontology annotation, molecular function: 1-acylglycerol-3-phosphate O-acyltransferase activity. Gene Ontology annotation, cellular component: membrane; endoplasmic reticulum. The transcript has 6 exons.
UCGCAGCCACGGGUUUCAUUUCUGAAAAACUUUCAAAUCUUAUUAAAUAUUUUUCAUUUAGGGACUCGAGUCAUUACACACAGUAAUCAGAAAUGAAAACAGAAAAUAUAAGCUUUGUUUGUGGCGCAAAUUGUGUCGGGAGGCGGCAGAUGGAGAUAUGAACACCACAAGCUAAAACGCCAUGGAAAUUAUAUGGGAUCUGACACCGGAAACGAGCAAACCUCCAGCACGACGUCUUUCCAUAGGAGAGGCUCGCGUGGAGCAGCAUCACCGACGAAGAGUGAAUCUUAAUGACUUAAAACUUCCAGAUUAAGGAACAGCUCUUGACAUCUGCGACUUUUUUUCCCCACACACUGCCGCGGCGAUUUCGCAACAACAGCAAACGAGGGGAAAGGUGCGGUUUCGCGAAGGGCCAGUUGCUCAAGUUGAUCUCUGAGCUCCAAGCGGCUUCGCUGUAUAGUAGGAAGCUGUAAUGUCAGCCCCGACACGGGCACGCAGCGCGCCGCGGCACUGAGGCAAACACACACCACACUCAUUCACACACAAUGGAUGCACUCUGGGUUGUGCUCGCGAUGCUCGUGCCGGUCCUGCUGUGCACGAGCAGCACGUUCGUGUUUUAUUUCAAGAAGUGCUUCUACAUGGCCUGGAUGAUGAUUCUGGCCGCGAUCACGAUCCCGAUCUGCGUGCUGAAGAGCGGCGGCCGCGACGUGGAGAACAUGAGAAUAAUUCGUUUCAUGGUGCGGCAUGUGAAGUACUUGCUGGGCUUGAGGUUUGAGGUGAGUGGUUGGCAGCAUUUCCAGUUGGAAGGACCAUAUGUGAUCAUAUCCAACCACCAGAGCUCCCUGGAUGUCUUGGGCCUGAUUGAGGUCCUUCCUGAUCGAUGCACCUCGAUUGCCAAGAAGGAGCUGAUGUAUGCUGGCACCGUAGGGCUGGUCUGCUGGCUGGGCGGCGUCGUGUUCAUCAAUCGGAAGAAGACGGACACGGCUAAGAGCGUGAUGGGUGAAGCGGCCAAGACCAUGCUGGACGAACAGAUCCGUCUGUGGAUUUUCCCAGAAGGAACACGGAACCAGAAGGGUGACCUGCUACCCUUUAAAAAGGGUGCGUUCCACUUGGCAGUGCAGGCACAGGUUCCUAUCAUACCAGUAGUGUUCUCCUCUUACAAUAACUUCUACCUGCGGAAAGAAAAGCAGUUCAAUUCUGGUACAAUCAAACUGAAGAUCCUUCCCAAGAUUGAGACAAAGGGUCUUUCCUCAGACGACGUGUCUGCUUUGUCCGAGAAAUGCUACCAAGUCAUGCGCUCUGCGUUCAUAGAGAUCUCGGGAAUGACAGGUGACAGCAAUGGGUCCACUGGCCAUUAAGAGCCCCUGCACCAAGCCGGCCACCCGCAAUCCAACGGGAUGAUGACUUAGUGGGUUCUCCAGAUGUGCCCACAUUCUCCUCCCUGUGCCACGGAUAUGGCGGGAUGUUGAUGAAGCAACAUGCACCAUUUGAGAUUUUUCUGGUGGGUUGGGUGACUAAGGUCAAGGUAGACCGCUGGGUAUGAAGUGGAGGAGGAGCAUAUUUGCAGUUAAUUGGGUGGAGAGGACAGUCUGUCAUUCAGACCCUGUAUUUUUAGCCCAGCUGGUUGCUGCCAUCGAUGUACACUGCCCUACAGCGCAGAAUUGUGCUUUUGAGGCCUGGAUGGGCCUGAUUCAGCCUAGUGGGGUUUUUUUUUUUCCCUCCUGCUGUCAGACCUCGUGUUUUCUUUACUGACAUCUCAUUAACUCCUGUCUCUUUCAUUUUUGCCUUAAGUUUUUUUUUUUUUUUUUUUUUUUUGUCUUCGUCUUCUAUCCUUCCCAUUAUUUUUACACCUACCUUCAGGUCAAUUUCACCAGCACCUUUUUCACAAUUUUUCUGAAUUGGAGCUCUCUCAAAUUAAAUCUGACUGAUGAAAACACAACAGAAUGCAAUACUGAUAAAAAAAA